AGCCUCUUGGGUCUCAUUCCGCUCCCCUGGAGCCCCUCGAAAGAUGUUCUGUGCACAGUACCCAUCCCACAGUGACUCAUCCAUUGCCACUGGGAGCUCCGAAGGUAGCCUUCAGACAACCCUGGAAGAAGGACUGAGCUUCAGCAUUUCCCCACCGCAGAACCUGCCAAUCCCAACAGCUUCCUUAUCACCCAUGUGCCCUAUCUCACAGCCGGAAGAUAGAAUUACUAUUUCUUCUCCAGUUCAGGCCCUUAAGCCAAGGGCAAAUCCUCAAUCUGCUGUUACCCUUCUUGCCACCAGGGGUCACCAACGAAGCCAGAGCAGUGGACGGGGAAGCACAAGCCCUGGGUACAAUCGUGAUGACUCCAUUGACCCCUCAGAUGAAGACUUGGGCAUAGGCAUUUGCUCAUCUAUUGGUGGUUGUGGCUCUAGCCAAACAGGCAACAUUGAACACUUAUCAGAGGCACUGAGCAGCGUGUCACUGACAUCCCUUUUGCCACCUAGCACCAUCCUAUGCCCUGGAGGGCAAAUGAAGAAGUGCAACAGCACAGGUAGCCUUGACAAAGGGGUCUACUGCUCUCUUCCCGGUGCAGGGAGGGCCGCAGGAAAUUAUGGGCCUGGAGCUAAUGGACCCCCAGGGUUUUUUGGCCAACCCUGGACAGGAGUAUUAGGUGAUAGCAGAGGAGGAGAAGGAACUGGGACCACACUGUAUGCUGUCAAGCUGGAUAUGACAGGAAAUCAACCAACCUGCAACCUAGAUCUAAAAACCAACCUGAUAUCAAGACUACUGUGGAACCAGCUGGACCUAGCCAUUGUCCUCCUGUCAGUAAUGGCAUCACUUUGGAGGAUUGAGUAUCCGCGCUGCCCUGCCCAUCACCCUACUAUCAUCAGAAUCAGGAUGGUUCUGAGGAUAGCACGAGUCCUGAAGCUGCUGAAGAUGGCGACUGGAAUGAGAGCCUUGUUGGAUACAGUUGUUCAAGCCCUGCCUCAGGUGGGUAACCUGGGCCUGCUCUUCAUGCUGCUGUUUUUCAUCUACGCCGCCUUAGGAGUAGAGCUUUUUGGAGAACUUGUUUGCAAUGAAGACUAUCCAUGUGAAGGUAUGAGUCGUCACGCUACUUUUGAAAUUGGCAUGGCCUUCCUUACCUUAUUUCAAGUCUCCACGGGCGACAACUGGAAUGGCAUCAUGAAGGACACAUUGCGGGAGUGCCCACCAGACCAUAACACAGAUGUGGACUAUGCCUGCAAUCCGAGCCUUCAGUUUAUCUCGCCCAUGUAUUUUGUCUCCUUUGUGCUCACCGCCCAGUUUGUGCUCAUCAAUGUGGUGGUGGCCGUGCUGAUGAAGCACCUGGACGACUCCAACAAGGAGGCCCAAGAGGAGGCGGAGAUGGAUGCAGAAAUUGAGCUGGAGCUGGCCCAGGGCACCCUCUGUUGCAUGGGCGCCCCCAUUUGUGGGGGUGGUGGGAUUGACAAAGGACUCUUGGCCGCUGGAUCAGGCCUUGGAGGGGGGCCAGGGAGAAGAGAGAGGGGAAGUCCCAGGGGAGAGACAGGAGAAGGAGUGAGGAACCUGCGACAGGCUGUAACACACCAGGGACCUUAUAACUCCUGCGACUCCCCCCAGUCAUAUUCGCCGGCACAAGAGAGCCAGUGGUUGGACAGCGUUUCUCUCCUAAUCAAGGAUACAAUAGAAGGGGAGAUGCUGAUGAUCGACAACCUCUCCGGCUCCGUCUUCCACCAUUACUCCUCUCCGCCUGUCUGCAAAGACUGCAAGGGCCACCUGCAAGAGCAGAUCAGAAUGGCAGAGAUUGAGCAGGCAUCAUUGAAGUCGGUGCAACUCUCGGAUAAGUCCUCGUCUCCUGCUCUCCCUGAUGAAUUGAGCCCGGACGAACAUACCAGCUACCUGUUGCUGAUGCAAGAAGGGAAGGGAAGGUGCAGCAGUGGCUCACACUCUGAGGAGGCAGGUGAUGGAGGAGUAGGCCUCCAAGGAGGUCAACAGACUGAGGAACAAGGUCAGGUGCAGGGGGCGUCCCUGCAAUGCAGGGUUUCCAGCACAGACACAGAGACAGAUACCGUGCUGCAAGAGAUGGAAAUGCAAACAUACCAAACAAAGAUGUGCUCACCUCUCUGCUCCCCUGGUGGGAUUUCCAGCGUCAGCAGCAAGGAAAGAGGCAAAAGAGAUGAGGAAAAGGGAGCCAGUGGAAUUUCUUCCCUCUUCAAUCUGCCUGCUGAGUUUUUUCACUCAGCAGGAGCAACCAUUCCGGUACCUUUCCGCAGUAGGAGCCUGCGUUUGUCAAGAGGCCUCAGGCUGACCUCCCCAGCCUCUUGGGUCUCAUUCCGCUCCCCUGGAGCCCCUCGAAAGAUGUUCUGUGCGCAGUACCCAUCCCACAGUGACUCAUCCAUUGCCACUGGGAGCUCCGAAGGUAGCCUUCAGACAACCCUGGAAGAAGGACUGAGCUUCAGCAUUUCCCCACCGCAGAACCUGCCAAUCCCAACAGCUUCCUUAUCACCCAUGUGCCCUAUCUCACAGCCGGAAGAUAGAAUUACUAUUUCUUCUCCAGUUCAGGCCCUUAAGCCAAGGGCAAAUCCUCAAUCUGCUGUUACCCUUCUUGCCACCAGGGGUCACCAACGAAGCCAGAGCAGUGGACGGGGAAGCACAAGCCCUGGGUACAAUCGUGAUGACUCCAUUGACCCCUCAGAUGAAGACUUGGGCAUAGGCAUUUGCUCAUCUAUUGGUGGUUGUGGCUCUAGCCAAACAGGCAACAUUGAACACUUAUCAGAGGCACUGAGCAGCGUGUCACUGACAUCCCUUUUGCCACCUAGCACCAUCCUAUGCCCUGGAGGGCAAAUGAAGAAGUGCAACAGCACAGGCAGCCUUGACAAAGGGGGUCUACUGCUCUCUUCCCGGUGCAGGGAGGGCCGCAGGGAAAUUAUGGGCCUGGAGCUAAUGGACCCCCAGGGUUUUUUGGCCAACCCCUGGACAGGAGUAUUAGGUGAUAGCAGAGGAGGAGAAGGAACUGGGGUAAUAGAAGAUACAGAGCACAGUUUGAAAGCAUAGAGCUCAAGCCAAAUGACAGUAGGGUCUUGUCGAAAAAACAGAUGAAUCCUACUGUUUAGUCUUUUUUUGUCUUUCCAUUACUUGGAACUAAACCCACUGCUGUUCCUCUUAUUCUCUCUGCUUCACCAGUGAGACAGAGGUCUGAUGAAACAUGAUGCCCUGCAUUUCAACACCAAACCCUCAUCUUGCCCUCUCAACCUCUUUAUAUACAUUUUUGACAAGUCCUGUGUGUGCUAUUUAGGGGAGUGGUCUUGGUUAUGGUUAAUGGUGCCAAAUUGGCUUAUAGAGUCAAUGCCCAGGGGCACAGGAGUAGCCUCUCUACUGUCUUAGGAGAUGUCGUCCUACAGGAUCCGAAGGAACAUUGUGUUCACACUGAAAAACAACUAAGUUUGUUUAUGACAGGAAGUCAAUUGAGGUAGAGGCUAAGGAGCUAAAACUAAAAAAUCCAACAGCAAUGGAAUUACUCUGAAGCAGUUUCCUCCUCUCUCUAACGUGUAAAGUUUUUGGGGGUUGAUAAUAAGGGAAAAUGGAAAGAAACCCAACUAUCCAUUUCUAGACAGAGACUUGUGUCUCUAAGACAGGGCUAAAUUUGAGGGUGUGUAGGACCUACGUAUUGGGUUAGAAUAUAUCAAGAUGGAAAGAAGACUAGAAAAGGAGUGAGCAGAUGCAAUAUCCAUCUUUCCUGGCAAACCUUCUGCUUAGAUCUGAGUUAAAUGUAGUUUGCUCCCAGUCUUUGUUUGAGCAUCUGAGCACUGCCUCAGGUAUCCAAGGCAUGAAUUAAAUCAUUCUCAUCACUGGCUGUACCACAUCUCAGUGUAUUUGAAACUUGAAUAUAGGUACUGACAUUGCGUGUCUGUCAACCUGGUCGUCAUUGGAGGAAAAUGGAAAUAAACUGAGGAACGGAGGAGGCAUAACUGCAAGGAGUGAUUUGUGAAAUUGGUUAUUUUUCAUUUUAUCUCCAGCAUCUCUCACUCAAAAAGAUGGAAAAUAAGUGUGAAAGAGAGGUGGAGUGAAAGGAACUCAAAAUCCUGACAGCAAGCACAUAAGUGUGUGCAUGGAACAACCUUUUGUGCACUGAAAUGCAGCUCAAAGUGCACUUCUUUUGACUGCACUCUUUCUCACCCUCUUCAAGGAUUCUAAAUGAAAGGAAACUGUUGCAAAGAACCUCGACUGCAUGAUGGGAUUGCAUUUAACCAUGAUUUUUUUUUAUCUAUAUACAGAUGUGAAUUAAGAUUUCAAUGUUGGGUGAUAACCGUAUGAUUUCUAUUCCACUAUUUUUGUAGACAAGAGAAUAGGCACGUUUGCAUAUUGCCAUUAGUUUGUCCUUAUUGAAUCCCUGCAGUGUCUUUGACUUGUCUAAGUCUGCCAGUGGCUUCCAAUUUUGUAACAUGUUUUUUAAGUGAGGAGAGUGCGUAAAACAACAAAGCAAAAAAUUUCAAAGAAACUUUUGCGCUGAAGUGAUUGUUCCUUGCACAUUUCUCUAUGGGAAUCCUUGCUCCUCGAGGACUUCUGGGAGGUUUUGUGUUUAGUUUCCCAUGAGUCGAAGUGCGUGGACAACCAGAAAUGGGAACAGCCAUAUUCACUCAACAUUUGUGGGUGGUCUAGCUCACAAACAUAGCUGCAACAUUCUUUGCCCGUAGCCUCAUGACUGAAAAUCUCUAACAGCAUAAACCAUCACUAUGAAAGCUUUAAUUUUAGAGUUACAUCACAACAUAUCGGUUAUGUGCACCCUAGUGCACCUUAAGCAUGGUUCUGGGAUUGCAAUACAGUAUGCUAAUUUAUGACAUGAUAUUUUGAUGCACUCAUCUUCUCCAUCUCAUUGUAGCAACCCUUUCCAAUUUUAUCAUUUAAUUUUAAACUAAUGUGCAAAGCUUUUCCACUUUUAACAAAAAUGUAUUUUGGUUACUGCCAUUUAAAUAAUUACUCCAUCCAAACAGGAGAUCCUGAAGCCUGAUUUCUAGAGGUAGACUGUUUAAAAAAAAACAUAAAAACUAACAUUUUAAAUUUUUCCAAGAAUGAACAAAACAUGAAGGUGAUGUGAGAAAAUAAGAGGGUACGACCUCAUUUAUCAUGCAAAAUCACUAUGAUGACUAUGUUUUAUCAUAAGGAGUUCGAUUCCGAUGGGUGAGACGGAUAUACAGGAGUUGGACAAUGAAACUGAAACACCUGUCAUUUUAGUGUGGGAGGUUUCAUGGCUAAAUUGGACCAGCCUGGUAGCCAGUCUUCAUUGAUUGCACAUUGCACCAGUGAGAGCAGAGU
Molecule: messenger RNA, 5311 nt
Organism: Girardinichthys multiradiatus
Lineage: Eukaryota; Metazoa; Chordata; Actinopteri; Cyprinodontiformes; Goodeidae
Product: voltage-dependent T-type calcium channel subunit alpha-1I-like
Biological process (GO): positive regulation of calcium ion-dependent exocytosis; sodium ion transmembrane transport; membrane depolarization during action potential
Cellular component (GO): plasma membrane; neuron projection; voltage-gated sodium channel complex
Molecular function (GO): low voltage-gated calcium channel activity; voltage-gated sodium channel activity
Source: RefSeq, a predicted model, not a curated record